Molecule: messenger RNA, 1463 nt
Organism: Owenia fusiformis
Lineage: Eukaryota; Metazoa; Annelida; Polychaeta; Sabellida; Oweniidae
Source: the annotation of a GenBank genome assembly
AUGACGGAGUAUACUUCAUUUCUACUAAUUAUCCUAGGAUUUUACCUGAUAACAGCCACACCAGACGAAUGCUUCGAACAAAAUAAUGGAGCUAGGAAACUGUCAGCCCGAAAACUGGAUUGGUUACGUCUUGUAGGUGGUCUAUACCAUCUAUCAACCAUCAUAACUUCACGAGUUGGGUGUCUGCAAGCGUGUACUUUGGAGCCCUUAUGUAAGGGGUUCAAUUAUGCCAGAUCUUCUAAAACCUGUGAAUUGAAAUCGAUAGGAGAACCAUCAUCAUCGGAGCUGAUAGCCAUGGAUGAUUUUGUGUUCUAUAGCGUUUCUUGUGUGGCUGAGGCCAUCCCGUCUACGGUCAGUCCAACUACAGAUAGCAUCACAACAGAUGGUCUUACUACAGAUAGCAUCACAACGGAAGGUCUUACUACAGAUAGCAUCACAACAGAUGGUCUUACUACAGAUAGCAUCACAACGGAAGGUUUAACUUCAGCGCUCUGCCCAACUACAGUUGGUGAGAUAGCGACCACAAUAUCUUUGUUGCCACCACCCGCUCAAGCAGCUCCGAAUAUGCAACCUACAGUCAUCUUGUUUUAUGUCCCAAUGGAACAAGGUAUGGACGUUUUCAUACGAGGUGGCAGGACUCAGAUAUACACAGAUUGUUCAACCUCAUCGUGUUCAUCCAAUUGUGCUACUGAUGACCCUUGCUCUAUUUCUAUCACACACAUAUCACCUGGUACGGGAAGUCAAUGGGACAACUACAAUGCCUGGAGAGACCAGGACAAUUACUUGGAUCAUUUCGGCCGCGAAGACAGUCAGGGAUUCUUCGGAUCUGAACCGUCAGAGGGGACACCUCUAGCUCUCACGUCCAACGAUUACACCGAUAUCUAUUAUAACUUUAAUAAUCAGUGGGGACCCGAUUAUUGGAUGUUCGAUGGAACUAUGGAUUGUUCCCAAUCUGAGAACGGUUGGAUAUACUUCAAAGGAGUGAAAGCCAUCGGCCCUGCCCCUCAUACAGCUCACUUGGAAGUUACGGGGACCCCAGACAGUUCGUGCACUGGCAGUGUCGGGGGAACAAUACCCUCGACUGCCAUUGAUGGCCAUUAUAUUCGAUGUGGGUACCUCAAUAAGGUAGCAUGGGGAUCGCCAAAUUGUGAAGUUAACUUCGCUGACUGAUUGUGAACUAUUAUGAUUAUCACUGGAUGAUUUCAACCAAUAGCUUUUUAGUACACAAGGUUCCUGUAUGCAGUCUAAAUCGAUGUCGGUAGACCGAGAAUCAAGGCUGAGAUACAAGAAAAUUCCUUUAAUCGUCGUCCUUGAAUCAUUACAAUAUUUCAUCCCGUCUCUUGAAAUAAUAUCUAUAAUGGCGACAAAUGAUCGAGCUUAAAGCUACGUUCACACCAACGGCGCGUUGAUGGCGCUUUAAAGCGGCGUGCAAAGCCGUUUGGCGCUCUUGCCGAACACCCCAC